This is a messenger RNA of Zootoca vivipara (common lizard), 4045 nucleotides long. RefSeq names its product katanin catalytic subunit A1 (gene KATNA1). Gene Ontology annotation, cellular component: microtubule cytoskeleton. NCBI's taxonomy places the organism in Eukaryota, Metazoa, Chordata, Lepidosauria, Squamata, Lacertidae. Gene Ontology annotation, biological process: microtubule severing. The record is from RefSeq and is a predicted model, not a curated record. Gene Ontology annotation, molecular function: microtubule binding; ATP binding; microtubule severing ATPase activity.
CCUCCGCGCGGAGUGGGCGGGAGGCGGCGCUGAGAUGAGUCGGGCCCUAGCGCCACCGCCGCCGCCGCCGUUACGGAGCUGAGCGCGCCGAAGAGGAUUUCAGGUGAUGCGGGAGACGUCACUGUCAGGCUACUCGUCCUGCCAUUCCUUGGACUGCUUUCCGGAGUAAACAACACCUGCUUUUGGACUUAUGUUGACCAUGAGUCUUGUCAUGAUAAGUGAGAAUGUGAAGCUGGCCCGUGAGUAUGCCUUGCUGGGAAAUUAUGACUCUGCAAUGGUCUAUUACCAGGGAGUACUUGACCAAAUGAAUAAAUACCUCUCUUCUGUCAAAGACACAUACCUCCAGCAGAAAUGGCAACAGGUUAGGCAGGAGAUAAGUGUAGAAGCAAAGCACGUGAAGGAUAUCAUGAAAACACUAGAAAGCUUUAAAUUAGACAGCACGCCUUUGAAAGCUGCACAGCAAGAAUUACCGGCUCAUGAUGGAGAAGUUUGGUCCCUGCCUGUACCUGCCGAGCGUAGAAGUUCACCAGGAGCCAGGAAACGUCAGUCUGCUCAUUGCAGUGAUUACAGGAGCCAAAAUAAUCGAGCGAGUGCAGCGCCUAAAGUCUCCAGCCGUCCCUCCUCCCGAAGCUCUAACGAUAAAGGCAAAAUAAUCCGUGGCCGGGAAAAGAAGGAGCCGCAGAAUAAAAUGAAAGAAGAAAAAAAUAAGCCCUCAUCUGACAUUUCAGAAUCGGAGCCAAAGAGAUUUGAUAGCACUGGAUACGACAAAGACUUAGUAGAAGCUUUGGAAAAAGACAUCAUUUCGCAAAAUCCCAAUGUUCGAUGGGAUGAUAUAGCUGACUUAGUGGAAGCUAAAAAGUUGCUCAAGGAAGCGGUGGUUUUACCCAUGUGGAUGCCAGAAUUCUUUAAGGGGAUUAGAAGGCCUUGGAAGGGUGUUUUGAUGGUUGGUCCUCCUGGCACUGGAAAAACGCUGCUUGCAAAAGCUGUAGCUACUGAAUGCAAGACAACCUUUUUCAACAUAUCAUCAUCAACACUUACUUCAAAAUACAGAGGAGAAUCUGAAAAACUUGUUCGACUUCUAUUUGAAAUGGCUCGAUUCUAUGCACCAACAACAAUAUUUAUAGAUGAAAUAGAUUCUAUCUGUAGUCGCAGAGGAACUUCUGAGGAGCAUGAAGCCAGCCGAAGGGUGAAGGCAGAAUUACUCGUGCAGAUGGAUGGUGUUGGAGGGGCUUCUGAAAAUGAUGACCCUUCUAAAAUGGUUAUGGUACUAGCUGCUACUAAUUUUCCAUGGGAUAUUGAUGAGGCCUUACGACGACGGCUGGAGAAGAGAAUUUAUAUUCCUUUACCAUCAGCCAAAGGUAGAGAAGAACUUCUAAGAAUAAGCCUGAAAGAGUUGGAACUUGCUGAUGAUGUUGACCUUGCCAAUAUAGCACAAAAUAUGGAAGGCUAUUCCGGGGCUGACAUUACUAAUGUGUGCAGGGAUGCUUCACUGAUGGCUAUGAGAAGGCGUAUUGAAGGCCUGACACCAGAAGAAAUCCGAAAUCUUUCUAGAGAUGAAAUGCACAUGCCAACCACAAUGGAAGAUUUUGAAAUGGCUUUAAAGAAAGUUUCAAAGUCAGUCUCUGCUGCGGACAUUGAAAAAUAUGAGAAAUGGAUAUUCGAAUUUGGAUCAUGCUAAGCCUUCCUACCUUGAGAUAUCUGCCUUAAGUCUUCAAACAAUUCCAGAAGUAAUUAAAAAGUAGUGCAACAGGGCACUGAGUACUAUUUUUAACUUUUGUAAUUACAGUUAACAGCAAUAUCCUUAAUAAAGUUAGUUUUUUAAACUGCAGCUCAUUUUUUUACCUCUUGCAGUUGUCCCUUCUGGUCUCUGCACAAGGUAUUUGCAUGUAAACUAGCCUUACUUCCAUCUAUGCACCCAACUAAUGCAAUAGUAUUAGUUGGGAAGUGUUAUGGGUACCUAUUUACAGAUAACAGGGUGAAAACUGUUUGACAUAGAUCCACAGUUUCAAUUUUUUAUAUUCAAAUAGAGUAAGCUUGUUCUUCUGUUGUUUGCUUACACUUAUGAUAAGUAAAAGUGAGCCACCUGAGCCUCAAGCGACAGCAAAGGAUCCAAAAUAACACCCAAGCUACAUACCUGCUCCUUCAGAGUAUGUAAACCCAUCAAGAACAGGCGAUCUCCCAUCCAUCCAGUCCAGGGAACCACUCACUAACAGUACCUUAAUUCUGUAACUUUAGCAAUACAGUGGUACCUCGGAUUGCGAACGCAAACCAUUCCGCCGAGGCGUUCACUCGCAGAGGCAUUCGCUUGCUGAAGGCAUGCUUCUGUGCAUGUGCAAAGCACCGAUAGAGCACUUCUGCACAUACACGAGCUGCGCAGAUCGCGUCUGUGCAUCUGAUGCCGCGGACCUGGAUGUAAACACUUCCAGGUCCACGGUGUUCGUAAACGGAGGUUCCACUGUAAGGAAUUCCAUAAACAUUCAAUGGGAAUCAAUGCUAGGUGGUGCUGGGAAACAUGAAUGGCACAAGGAGAAUUCACAGGAGAAAACCAAUGGCAAUAUAUAAAGGGUAACAUGGUGCUGGUAAGAAAAUAAAUAUUUUGCCUUGUCUCACACUUUGCUCUGGAGACCUUAUUCACCAAGCAGCAGUAGUGUUUCAGUAUUAUGAAUAUGUAGUGCUUUGUGUUCUAGCAUGGCAGUUAUUUCGAAAACGGAGGUCAAAGUAUUUAAGUAGUACUUUUCGAUAUAAAAUAUUUGAAGCCAUUCUUUUCACGUGAAGUCAUAGGCUUGAUAGCCACAUGAACCUGCCCUCAUGCUGCGAUCACCCUGGGUUCUCCCAUCUCCAAAGCUAAUGCAGGUAGCAGCUAGGAUAUGGGCUUUUUCAGUUGCUGCAUCCUCUGAUAUCUUUCUGGCCCCAAGCAAAUAUAUUUUUUAUUUCCCCAGGCCUUUUAGCUUUCAUGUUACAAAGGCAUUUAUGUGCCAUCUUUCAGCUGUAGAAAGAGCCCCCAAAGUAACAUUUGAUCAUUCCGUUGUAUUCAGUGCUGUUGCUUGGCUGAAGGUAAGGCUUCCAGCAGCAGAAUGAGGAGCAAAUCAAUUUCCCUCCCUCUCUCCUCCAAAUCUGGUCUGGAAACUCCCCAACCCUCCAGACUAACUUAGGAGGGAUGUGCAGGGGAAGAGAUGCUGCUUCCCUCCCUAUUUUGCUGACAGACUCCUUAUGGUCAGCUGAGCAACACUCCUCAACACAAUCCUAAAGGUAAAGGUACCCCUGGCCGUUAGGUCCAGUGGCGGACGAGUCGGGGGUUGCGUGUUCAUCUCGCUUUACUGGCCGAGGGAGCCGGUGUUUGUCUGCAGACAGCUUCCGGGUCAUGUGGCCAGCAUGACUAAGCCGCUUCUGGCGAACCAGAGCAGCACACGGAAACGCCGUUUACCUUCCCACCUACGGUAUUUAUCUACUUGCACUUUGAUGUGCUUUUGAACUGCUAGGUGGGCAGGAGCUGGGACUGAGCAACAGGAGCUCACCCUGUCACGGGGAUUCAAACUGCCGACCUUCUGAUCUAGACUCUAGGCUCAGUGGUUUAGAUCACAGCCACACCUGCGUCCCUUCAACACAAUCCUAAAGCUUUUUAAAUCUGUGAUUGGGUCUUUUAUCUGCUGCUGAGAAUUUAUUUUACGUUGCUGCUUUCCUCACCUCUAAGCAGUUAAAAAAAAUUGCUGUAUUUUUGUUAGGCAUCUUUGGAGCAGCAAUGCUGAAGGGUAGUCUAACAACUCUGUGAAAUAAACCACCCCCUGUAAAAUAUACGAAGCAAAUCAGUUUUGCAAAGGCCGGGCCUUGCUGCCCUAAAUAGACAGGAAUGAUACAAGGCCUCCCGUUUCUCUCAACAGAUAAGGAUUUAUUGUAAAGCUGUGAUCGUACAAAUCCAUAUGUAAAACAAUUCUUAGUAAAUUGGGAUCUUGAAGACAUUUUCUCUCGGGUAAGAGGCAUUUAUACUGUACUGCAACUUCAAGAAGUACAGUUUUACAAACACAACUUUCAGUGGGAAGAGGCCUUU